This is a messenger RNA of Sclerotinia borealis F-4128, 825 nucleotides long. The record is from the annotation of a GenBank genome assembly. Lineage: Eukaryota; Fungi; Ascomycota; Leotiomycetes; Helotiales; Sclerotiniaceae.
AUGGCCCAUGGCCCAUGGGCUCACAUUGCUAGGGACUGCUUGAAUGGACUGUUUAAUGGAAGCCCCGAGAAUGGUCAGCAUUCUUGGGCCAUGCUUGAUGUUCCCAUUCCAGCAAGCCAAACCGCUGCUGCUCAAGCUAUACAAGUACAAGAUCAAAUGGCCCACUUGGUCCAAAGUCCGAAACAUCAUCUACGAAUCGCGAUGAACCCAAUGACAACAGAACGAAGGCAUGAAGUCCCUAGCAAUGUGAGCCCAUAUGGAUUACCUUCUGUUUAUGCGAUCCGCCAGCCAUUCCGAAUGAACAAACCAACGAAGAUUAUGUCGAUUAUUCUCGCACCCUCGACUAAAAUGCAAAGGUCGACAGGAGCAACUGAGAACCAUUUGGACUCUCAACACCACACCACCAGUUUCUCCCUUGAAGCCAAAAGUCCUCCUUGGACUCUUCAACACUGGUCCUGCGGUUGUGCCCGAGAGAGAAGGAUGCAACGGUCCACUGUCACAAAUGGCUCCCGUCCAAGUUCCAACAUGGUUCAAUUGAACGGUCAAGCAUCAGAGGAUUCCAUUGCAUUGCAAUGCAAGAGGCAUCGGUCGUUGUAUUUCAGUUUCAGCACUAAGAAGUGGGGUACACGCUGCAUUGUAACGUCCCUCCUCACGUGUCGACGUCAUACGCAUGACAUACCGGUACUAGCACCGCCAAAAACGAUACCAGCCAGCGUACGCAGUGCAGUGCAGUACUGGAGGCAACUUCCUUUAAACAUGGCGGUAAUCCCAUUUCUCAGACAAUGGCAAGUGGGAUGGGUGCAUACUGUAAAGUCCCUCACAUGA